Molecule: messenger RNA, 1963 nt
Organism: Oryzias melastigma (Indian medaka)
Lineage: Eukaryota; Metazoa; Chordata; Actinopteri; Beloniformes; Adrianichthyidae
Gene: atp6v0d1
Product: ATPase H+ transporting V0 subunit d1
Exons: 8
Coding region: 283-1335 (350 amino acids)
Biological process (GO): proton transmembrane transport; vacuolar transport; vacuolar acidification
Cellular component (GO): plasma membrane proton-transporting V-type ATPase complex; proton-transporting V-type ATPase, V0 domain; vacuolar proton-transporting V-type ATPase complex
Molecular function (GO): proton-transporting ATPase activity, rotational mechanism
Source: RefSeq, a predicted model, not a curated record
CCUGUCUGACGCCACCGUGAAAAAGGUCUAUUGCAAUAUUUUGUUCAAAUAUCUGGAAUUGUAACAAUUUGACCAAACAAAACGGGAAAAGUCUGCUGUUAUCAUCACACAUUCUUUGAUUGCUCUCGUUUUGUCUGAGGCCAAAGUCUAGACGGAACAAUAAAGAGGAAGAAGAGCUCACGAGCAGCUGACGAGUCAUAUGACAGUCACGUGGUUCAGUCAGCUGAUGCUAGCACCAAGCAGCCAGGAGCACGGAGGAGACGAACCGGACUGUCCGACAGGAUGCCUUUCUCCGAGCUGUAUUUCAAUGUGGACAACGGAUACCUGGAGGGUCUAGUCCGAGGUUUUAAGGCGGGAAUUCUGUCCCAGGCGGACUACCUUAAUCUCGUCCAGUGUGAGACUCUGGAAGACCUGAAGCUCCACCUGCAGAGCACCGACUAUGGCAGCUUUCUGGCAAACGAGGCCUCGCCUCUCACCGUAUCCGUUAUUGACGACAAGCUGAAGGAGAAGAUGGUGGUGGAGUUUCGCCACAUGAGGAACCAGUCUUAUGAACCACUGGCUAGCUUCAUGGAUUUUAUUACGUACAGCUACAUGAUUGAUAACGUGAUCCUGCUGAUCACGGGGACGCUGCACCAGCGCGCCAUCUCUGAGUUGGUGCCCAAGUGUCACCCUCUGGGCAGCUUUGAGCAGAUGGAGGCCGUCAACAUUGCGCAGACCCCUGCUGAGCUCUACAAUGCUAUUCUUGUCGACACCCCCCUGGCUGCGUUCUUCCAGGAUUGCAUCUCUGAGCAGGACUUGGACGAGAUGAACAUUGAAAUCAUCCGAAACACACUUUACAAGGCUUAUCUAGAGGCUUUCUACAAGUUCUGCUCAAACCUUGGUGGAACCACAGCUGACACCAUGUGUCCAAUUCUGGAGUUUGAGGCAGACAGGAGAGCCUUCAUCAUCACCAUCAACUCGUUUGGCACAGAGCUGUCCAAAGAGGACCGGGCCAAGCUCUUCCCCCACUGUGGCAAGCUUUACCCAGAAGGCCUUGCCCAGCUGGCACGUGCUGAUGACUACGAGCAAGUGAAGGCUGUUGCUGAUUUCUAUCCUGAAUACAAGCUGCUGUUUGAAGGUGCUGGCAGCAACCCUGGAGAUAAAACCCUUGAGGACCGCUUCUUUGAGCAUGAGGUGAAGCUGAACAAGUUGGCCUUCCUCAACCAGUUCCACUUCAGCGUCUUUUACGCCUACGUCAAGCUGAAGGAGCAGGAGUGCAGGAACAUCGUCUGGAUCGCAGAGUGCAUUGCCCAGCGGCACCGCGCCAAAAUCGACAACUACAUUCCAAUUUUCUGAGUGGGGUUUGCGUGGCCCCCUAUCCCUAAGAUAAUUUAAUUCCGUCUUUUGUCUAGUUGCAGUGCAAUGGUAAAGAUCCUGUUGUUUCCAUGAUGCAUCUUCUUGUUGACCCUUGAAAGACACAGUUUUAAUGCAAAGGUUGUUUUAGAGCAAGAGCUGCUCCAGUUUCAGUCGUCAUCACGCAGCUUUCUGAAGCCGUGUGGUGUUUAUACAGCACUCCGUGCUAAAAAAGAAAAACUAUCAUUAACUAGAACAGAGAUUUAUUGACUGGAAAACAUAAAAAUUACUGUAUGAAGCAUUAAAAAGCUCUAGUGCAGAUCUACAGCUCACGCUUGGCUUAGAACAGGGCAGAGCUCCACUAGGAAAGCUGCCUUUGUUCCUGUUGUUAGCAUGUCAUGUAAAUACUGUCUGAGUGACAUUCCAGGUUUGUGGUCUGCAUGUCGUGUCAGGAGCCCCGCCUCUCCCAUCUUGAUUCCUUGAUGUUUGUGUAUAUGAACAUAACAGAUGAAAUGUAUGAGUUUAUUAUAUUAAGUGAGUUCUCGUGCUGUCACAUUCAAUGGUGUUUUGAUCUGUGUAUCAGAGAUGUAAUAUUAAACAGACUGCUCUGAUGCAGCUUUGAAGAAACUUA